GGGGGGGGAGGCAGGAAACCGGGCAUGAGAUCCUCCAGUCAUUUUGGAGAAAGGAAUUGUCAGCCUUUCAUUUCCUCCGCUGCUGCGCCUUUUAAAGAUUUGCGGGCUUGUGGUUUUUCAUUGUUCUUCCUGUCCCUGCGGGGCUGAGGAGCUGCACGGUUUUUCUGAAAGCUGGAAGAGAGAUAUUUUUCCUCCCUCUUCCAGGAUGGUAGCCUGUUCGAGCUUCAGGAGCGUGUUCGAAUAUGAAACGAACAAAGUUGUGCGUAUUUACAGCGUUUGGUACAGCAGCGUAAAGUGGGCAAUCCACUUUCUGGUUUUCCUGUAUGUUAGCAUCGUCCUGUUUGCCGAUCGGCGCUAUCAGAAGAAAGAUUCGGUCAUCAGCUCAGUGCACGCGAAGGUGAAGGGGGUGUCCCAGGCUGACGGAAGGCUUUGGGAUACAGCCGAAUACACCAUCCAUGGGCAGGGCGUGAAUUCCUUUUUUGUGCUGACGAAUAUCAUCAGGACCGAAAGCCAGGUUCAAGCGCUUUGCCCCGAGUUUCCCCUUGCCAAAGCGGUGUGUACUACCGACAGAAGCUGCACUAAAGGCCGAGUGGACCCGCAGGGUAACGGCAUCCAGACGGGGAAGUGUGUGAAAUAUAACAGCACCGUCAACACGUGCGAAGUCUCAGCUUGGUGUCCCGUGGAGUCGGCCAAAACCGCCCCAGCACCAGCCAUUCUUGACAGCGCUGAGAAUUUCACCGUGCUUAUCAAAAACAACAUCCACUUUCCAAAAUUUGACUAUACCAAAAAAAAUAUUCCCCUGGAAUUUAAUAUUUCCUGUACAUACCACAAGCACAGAGCUCCGCUUUGCCCCAUUUUUCGGCUGGGGGAUAUUCUUGAAGAGGCAGGAGAGAAGUUUUCAGAGAUGGCCAUUCAGGGAGGCAUCAUUGGCAUUGAAAUUAAUUGGGAUUGUAACCUAGACAAAUGGGGGUACCGUUGCAGCCCCAACUAUGGUUUCCGGCGCCUGGAUGACAAACGGACCAAUGAAGCCUUAUACCCUGGCUACAACUUCAGAUUUGCCAGGUAUUACAAGCAGCCAGGUGGAAAGGAGGAAAGGACCCUGAUCAAAGCUUACGGCAUCCGUUUUGACAUCCUCAUCUUUGGCACGGCCGGGAAGUUUGACAUCUUUGAGAUCGUGGUCUACAUUGGAUCAGUCCUCUCCUACUUCGGCGUGGCUCAGAUAGUUGUGGAUUGCCUGCUCACUGCUACAUGUUGCUGCUGCUGCAAACCUGAUCCGGUGAAGGAGUAUUAUCGCAAUAAGAAAUUCCAGGAGGUGCUGGGACCAAGACGUACUCUGUUCUACGUGACUUUUGUUGAUGAGCCUGGCAUCCUGAUGAUUGAGUUGUCCGAGACCAGUUUGCAGAACAUCAAGGGCAGGAUGAUUGACGUGAGUUUGGGAUCGCCUUUUUUAUCGGGGUGUGCACAGGUAUCGGCCAGGGUACCUGCCUAGGGAUUUGUGAGUAGAUUGAAAGCACCCAAGGCUCAAAGUCACAGUUUAGUAACACACUAAAAGCUUGGAUUGUCAUGGUGGUGUUUCUCUUCUCCAGUGGCCACAUUCACAUUAUAGAAUAGAACAG
Thamnophis elegans (Western terrestrial garter snake) is the source of this 1616-nucleotide messenger RNA. Its product is annotated as P2X purinoceptor 7-like. Gene Ontology annotation, biological process: response to ATP; monoatomic cation transmembrane transport. Gene Ontology annotation, molecular function: extracellularly ATP-gated monoatomic cation channel activity; purinergic nucleotide receptor activity; ATP binding. The record is from RefSeq and is a predicted model, not a curated record. Lineage: Eukaryota; Metazoa; Chordata; Lepidosauria; Squamata; Natricidae. Gene Ontology annotation, cellular component: plasma membrane; nuclear inner membrane.